Aedes albopictus (Asian tiger mosquito) is the source of this 1169-nucleotide messenger RNA. RefSeq lists its product as uncharacterized. The coding region runs from base 15 to 1112 and encodes 365 amino acids. Lineage: Eukaryota; Metazoa; Arthropoda; Insecta; Diptera; Culicidae. The transcript is spliced from 3 exons. The record is from RefSeq and is a predicted model, not a curated record.
UCAAGUUUUCAAUAAUGUCUGACAAACAUAAAAUAAGACGUUCCAAAUAUGAAUCAAGUGACCGCGCCAUCAAAGAGGAAAUGAAGAAAUUUAUCGAGGAUUUUGAAACCCGGUUCAAAAUGAAGCUUCAACACCACCCGAUAGACUCGGAUCUCACCCAUGUAGUUCCUCGGCGAAUGUACGACAAGGCGUCCAAGAUUGUUCGCCUCCAGCCGUACGACGACAAAGAGUUCGAGGAAAUUGUCAAGUGUCGCUUGAAGGAAGCCUUCCGCUACUACAGCAUUGAGACCAAAGAUUCCGAUAGUCUUAGUCCGGAAACGGGCGACGACGCCGAAGAUGGUGACCGCCUGUCCAAGUUUGAGCUUAAAAUUGACCCAAAGACGAAGCCAAGGGAGCUCAAACUGAAGGAGGUCAACUGGAUGGAAAACUUUCUGAAGAAAACUCGCAAGGAGCGCAUUCAGUGGCAAACGAAGCUGUACAAAUCGGACAAGAAGCUGCUGGAGAAGCCACUGUUCGAGCAGGUGGAAGAGUUGAUUGACCUCGGGGCGCAGGAUUUUGCCGAGUGGCUGAACACGCUGGGCGCGGAAAAGUCCAACAUUACGAAGGACAUUAUCAAGCAGCUGUUCUCGAUCGGAGUGGAAGGGGACGCGGCGAAGGCGCUCUACGUGGAACCGAAAGAAAUCCGAGCCAUUCCGGUGGAGGUGGCGCGCGACUGGAAUUUGCAUCAUAUGGCACUGCAGCGCAAAAUCGCCCAGGUGAUGAAAAGCGACCGGCAGCAGGCGAAAGUUCGCGAGCGCCAUGUGGCUUUCGGGCGAACGCUUCCGAUGGACAUGCGCCGUUUCAAACGUUUCGACGACAUCGACGAGAUUGUGCCCAACUUUCCGGACGAGGUCAAAACGUUCCAAAAGGUGUUCAAGGGCAUUUGCCAUCUGCGUUCGGUUAAGAUUCUGGUGGACCAUCUGAAGGAGCAUCCGGAAAUGCAUCGGCCAAAGUAUUUGGUCAAUCAGGGAAUGUUCAAACCGAAAGAGGUGAAGCCGAGCGAUCAUGUGCCGCUGUAUAAGCAUUACUUCAAGGGUUAUCCGGCCUCCGGGAAGGAUUUGAAAUUGUCUUAGACAGAAUGGCAACGUUGUAGAAAAUAUAAAACCCCUGCGUCUUCGUGCUCUUCAUAC